Nannospalax galili (Upper Galilee mountains blind mole rat) is the source of this 11152-nucleotide messenger RNA. RefSeq names its product chromodomain helicase DNA binding protein 7 (gene Chd7). Gene Ontology annotation, molecular function: ATP-dependent chromatin remodeler activity; ATP binding; protein binding. The coding region runs from base 176 to 9163 and encodes 2995 amino acids. NCBI's taxonomy places the organism in Eukaryota, Metazoa, Chordata, Mammalia, Rodentia, Spalacidae. The record is from RefSeq and is a predicted model, not a curated record. The transcript has 37 exons.
GGACCUGUAUCCAGACUUUGCCUGACUCUGCAGGGUCCAAGAGAAUUAAAGAAAUAUAGAAUGACAUGAAGAAGAUUAGUUAAGGAUUAUAGGCUUUGAGGACAAACACCUCAGUGAAGUGAAGCACAGACAAGCUCCCAAGCUGUAGUUUGGAGGAGCCGUGUGUUGGAAGAAGAUGGCAGAUCCAGGAAUGAUGAGUCUUUUUGGUGAGGAUGGGAAUAUCUUCAGUGAAGGCCUAGAAGGCCUUGGAGAGUGUGGCUACCCUGAAAACCCAGUGAAUCCUAUGGGUCAGCAGAUGCCAAUAGACCAAGGCUUUGCCUCUUUACAGCCAUCCCUUCAUCAUCCCUCCACAAAUCAAAAUCAAACCAAGUUGACCCAUUUUGAUCACUAUAAUCAAUAUGAACAACAAAAGAUGCAUCUGAUGGAUCAGCCUAACAGAAUGAUGAGCAAUGCCCCUGGGAAUGGACUGGCGUCUCCACACUCGCAGUACCAUACCCCUCCUGUUCCCCAGGUGCCUCACGGUGGCAGUGGUGGCGGUCAGAUGGGAGUCUAUCCUGGCAUGCAGAAUGAAAGGCAUGGGCAAUCUUUUGUGGACAGUGGCUCCAUGUGGGGUCCUCGGGCUGUUCAGGUACCAGACCAGAUACGAGCCCCCUACCAGCAGCAGCAGCCACAGCCUCAGCCUCCACAGCCAGCUCCAUCAGGGCCACCCACACAGGGCCACCCUCAGCACAUGCAGCAGAUGAGCAGCUAUAUGGCACGUGGGGAUUUUUCCAUGCAGCAGCAUGGUCAGCCACAGCAGAGGAUGAGCCAGUUUUCCCAAGGUCAAGAGGGCCUCAAUCAGGGAAAUCCUUUCAUUGCCACCUCAGGACCCGGCCACUUGUCCCACAUGCCCCAGCAGAGCCCCAGCAUGGCACCUUCCUUGCGUCACUCAGUGCAGCAGUUCCAUCACCACCCCUCUACUGCUCUCCACGGAGAAUCCGUUGCCCACAGUCCUAGGUUCUCCCCAAAUCCUCCUCAACAAGGGGCUGUUAGGCCACAAACCCUUAACUUUAGUUCUCGGAGCCAGACAGUCCCCUCUCCUACUAUAAACAACUCAGGGCAGUAUUCUCGAUAUCCUUACAGUAACCUAAAUCAGGGAUUAGUUAACAAUACAGGGAUGAAUCAAAAUUUAGGCCUUACAAAUAAUACUCCAAUGAAUCAGUCUGUACCAAGAUACCCCAAUGCUGUAGGAUUCCCGUCAAACAGUGGUCAAGCACUAAUGCACCAGCAGCCCAUCCACCCCAGCGGCUCACUUAACCAAAUGAACACACAAACUAUGCAUCCUUCACAGCCUCAGGGAACUUAUGCCUCUCCACCUCCCAUGUCACCCAUGAAAGCAAUGAGUAACCCAGCAGGCACACCUCCUCCGCAAGUCAGGCCCGGAAGUGCUGGGAUGCCAAUGGAAGUUGGCAGUUAUCCAAAUAUGCCCCACCCUCAGCCGUCUCACCAGCCCCCUGGUGCCAUGGGAAUUGGACAGAGGAAUAUGGGCCCCAGAAACAUGCAGCAGUCUCGUCCGUUUAUGGGCAUGUCCUCGGCACCAAGGGAGUUGACCGGGCACAUGAGACCAAAUGGUUGUCCUGGUGUUGGUCUGGCUGAUCCACAAGCAAUCCAGGAACGACUGAUGCCUGGCCAACAGCAUCCUGGUCAGCAGCCGUCUUUUCAGCAGUUGCCAACCUGUCCUCCACUACAGCCCCACCCAGGCUUGCACCAGUCUUCACCUCCACACCCUCAUCACCAGCCUUGGGCACAACUCCACCCAUCACCCCAGAAUACCCCACAGAAAGUGCCUGUGCAUCAGCAUUCUCCAUCGGAGCCCUUUCUAGAGAAACCAGUGCCGGAUAUGACUCAGGUUAGUGGACCGAAUGCUCAGCUAGUGAAGAGUGAAGAUUACCUGCCACCAAUAGAACAGCAGCCACAACAGAAAAAGAAGAAAAAGAAGAACAACCACAUUGUUGCAGAGGAUCCCAGUACAAGUUUUGGUAAAGAUGACUUCCCUGGUGGGAUUGAUAACCAAGAACUAAGUAGGAACUCACUGGAUGGAAUCCAAGAAGAAAAAAAGAAAAAGAAAAGGCCGAAGGCAAAGAAAGAUCCGAAGGAACUAAAAGAACCCAAGGAGAGAAGAGAGCCCAAGGAACCCAAGACCCCGAAAGCCCCGAAGAUCCCCAGAGAGCCAAAGGAAAAGAAAGCAAAGACUGCCACGCCAAAACCCAAAUCCAGCAAAAAGUCAAGUAAUAAGAAACCUGAUUCAGAAGCAAGUGCUUUGAAGAAAAAGGUCAACAAAGGAAAAACAGAAGGUUCUGAAAAUUCAGACUUGGACAAAACUCCCCCACCAUCUCCUGCCCCUGAAGAGGAUGAAGACGCAGGUGUUCAGAAGAGACGGUCCAGCAGGCAGGUGAAGAGAAAGCGAUACACUGAAGACUUGGAAUUCAAGAUUUCUGAUGAGGAGGCAGAUGAUGCAGAUGCUGCUGGGAGAGACUCCCCAUCCAACACCUCGCAGUCAGAGCAGCAGGAAUCUGUUGAUGCAGAAGGCCCAGUGGUAGAGAAGAUCAUGAGCAGUCGUGCAGUGAAAAAGCAGAAGGAAUCUGGAGAAGAGGUAGAAGUUGAGGAAUUUUAUGUGAAAUACAAAAACUUCUCUUACCUUCAUUGUCAGUGGGCGUCUGUAGAAGACCUGGAAAAGGAUAAGAGAAUUCAGCAAAAGAUAAAGCGAUUUAAGUCAAAACAGGGCCAGAACAAAUUCCUUUCGGAGAUUGAGGAUGAGCUUUUUAAUCCAGAUUAUGUGGAAGUUGACCGGAUAAUGGACUUUGCACGUAGCACAGAUGACCGGGGAGAGCCUGUGACUCACUAUCUGGUGAAGUGGUGCUCACUUCCUUAUGAAGACAGCACGUGGGAGCUGAGGCAGGACAUAGAUCAAGCGAAGAUCGAAGAGUUUGAGAAACUCAUGUCCAGGGAGCCGGAAACAGAGCGUGUGGAGCGACCUCCUGCUGAUGACUGGAAGAAAUCAGAGUGUUCCAGGGAAUAUAAAAACAAUAACAAACUCAGGGAAUACCAGUUGGAGGGAGUAAACUGGCUACUUUUCAAUUGGUACAACAUGCGAAACUGCAUUUUAGCAGAUGAAAUGGGUUUGGGAAAAACUAUCCAGUCCAUUACAUUUCUCUAUGAGAUAUAUUUGAAAGGAAUCCAUGGCCCUUUUUUAGUAAUUGCCCCAUUGUCCACAAUCCCCAACUGGGAAAGGGAAUUCCGAACCUGGACGGAGUUGAAUGUGGUUGUGUAUCAUGGGAGUCAAGCUAGUCGUCGGACCAUUCAGUUGUAUGAAAUGUACUUCAAAGAUCCCCAGGGUCGAGUGAUAAAGGGGUCCUAUAAGUUUCAUGCUAUCAUCACUACAUUUGAGAUGAUUUUGACUGAUUGUCCCGAGUUGAGGAAUAUUCCCUGGCGCUGUGUGGUCAUUGAUGAAGCCCACAGGCUGAAGAACAGGAACUGCAAGCUGUUGGAAGGACUCAAGAUGAUGGACUUGGAACACAAAGUGCUGCUGACAGGGACCCCACUCCAGAACACUGUGGAAGAGCUCUUCAGCCUGCUUCAUUUCUUGGAGCCAAGUCGCUUCCCUUCCGAAACUACAUUUAUGCAAGAAUUUGGUGACCUGAAAACAGAAGAGCAGGUGCAAAAACUUCAGGCUAUUCUAAAGCCAAUGAUGUUGAGACGUCUCAAAGAGGAUGUAGAAAAGAACUUGGCCCCCAAAGAAGAAACUAUUAUUGAAGUUGAGCUAACAAACAUUCAGAAGAAAUAUUACCGAGCCAUCCUUGAGAAGAAUUUUACAUUUCUUUCCAAAGGUGGUGGACAAGCUAACGUACCUAACCUUUUAAACACUAUGAUGGAACUGAGAAAGUGCUGCAAUCAUCCGUAUCUAAUCAACGGUGCUGAAGAGAAAAUUUUGGAAGAGUUUAAAGAAACACACAAUGCAGAGUCUCCAGAUUUUCAGCUCCAGGCAAUGAUCCAGGCUGCUGGCAAGCUAGUGCUGAUUGACAAGCUACUGCCAAAACUGAAGGCUGGUGGCCACAGGGUGCUUAUCUUUUCCCAGAUGGUGCGCUGCUUGGACAUACUGGAAGACUACCUCAUUCAGAGACGGUACCCAUAUGAAAGAAUUGAUGGCCGAGUCAGAGGCAACCUCCGCCAGGCAGCUAUUGACAGGUUCUCCAAACCUGAUUCUGAUAGGUUUGUUUUCCUCCUGUGUACGAGGGCAGGAGGUCUAGGCAUUAAUCUUACUGCUGCUGAUACCUGCAUCAUCUUUGAUUCAGACUGGAAUCCCCAGAACGACCUCCAGGCUCAGGCUAGAUGUCACAGAAUAGGACAGAGCAAAUCUGUGAAAAUCUACAGGCUGAUUACAAGAAAUUCCUAUGAAAGGGAAAUGUUUGACAAGGCCAGUUUGAAGCUUGGUCUGGAUAAAGCUGUGUUACAGUCCAUGAGUGGAAGAGAAAAUGCCACCAAUGGGGUACAACAGCUUUCUAAGAAAGAAAUAGAGGAUCUUCUACGAAAAGGGGCUUAUGGUGCACUUAUGGAUGAGGAGGAUGAAGGGUCUAAGUUCUGUGAAGAGGAUAUUGACCAGAUUCUGCUUCGGCGAACCCACACUAUUACUAUUGAAUCCGAAGGAAAAGGUUCCACAUUUGCUAAGGCCAGUUUUGUUGCAUCUGGAAAUAGGACAGAUAUUUCCUUGGAUGAUCCAAAUUUCUGGCAAAAGUGGGCUAAGAAGGCUGAAUUGGACAUUGAUGCCUUAAAUGGGAGGAACAACCUGGUCAUCGACACUCCACGGGUGAGAAAGCAGACCAGGCUAUACAGCGCCGUGAAGGAGGACGAGCUCAUGGAGUUCUCCGACCUAGAGAGUGAGGCUGAAGAAAAGCCUUGUGCAAAGCCACGGCGCCCUCAGGAUAAGUCACAGGGCUAUGCCCGGAGCGAGUGUUUCAGAGUGGAAAAGAACCUGCUUGUCUACGGCUGGGGCCGCUGGACAGACAUCCUGUCCCAUGGACGUUACAAACGUCAGCUCACCGAGCAAGAUGUAGAAACCAUCUGCAGAACCAUCCUGGUGUACUGCCUCAACCACUACAGAGGGGAUGAGAAUAUCAAAAGCUUCAUCUGGGACCUGAUCACACCUACAGCUGAUGGCCGUACUCGAGCUCUGCUCAAUCAUUCUGGUCUGUCAGCCCCUGUUCCGAGGGGUCGGAAGGGGAAGAAGGUCAAGGCCCAGAGCACACAGCCAGUAGUGCAGGAUGCCGACUGGCUGGCCAGCUGCAACCCCGAUGCCCUGUUCCAGGAGGACAGCUACAAGAAGCAUUUGAAGCAUCACUGCAACAAGGUCCUGCUGCGUGUCCGCAUGCUGUACUACCUAAGGCAAGAAGUGAUAGGAGACCAGGCGGAUAAGAUCCUCCAGGGUGCUGACUCAAGUGAUGCAGACGUGUGGAUCCCCGAACCUUUCCAUGCUGAAGUUCCUGCAGAUUGGUGGGAUAAGGAAGCAGACAAAUCCCUCUUAAUUGGAGUGUUCAAACAUGGCUAUGAGAAGUACAAUUCCAUGCGAGCUGACCCCGCACUGUGCUUUCUGGAACGAGUUGGUAUGCCUGAUGCCAAGGCCAUCGCUGCUGAGCAAAGAGGAACAGACAUGCUAGCAGAUGGUGGUGAUGGGGGAGAAUUUGAUAGAGAAGAUGAAGAUCCAGAAUAUAAACCAACCAGAACACCAUUCAAAGAUGAAAUAGAUGAAUUUGCCAGUUCUCCCCCAGAGGACAAGGAAGAGUCCAUGGAAAUGCAUGCCUCAGGCAAGCACAGUGAGAGCAGUGCUGAGCUAGGCCAGCUUUACUGGCCCAACACUUCAACCCUGACUACGCGUCUGCGCCGGCUCAUUACUGCCUAUCAGCGCAGCUAUAAAAGGCAACAAAUGAGGCAAGAGGCCCUAAUGAAGACCGACCGGCGCAGACGGCGGCCUCGGGAGGAAGUGAGAGCGCUGGAGGCGGAAAGGGAAGCUAUUAUAUCUGAGAAAAGGCAAAAGUGGACAAGAAGAGAAGAGGCUGACUUUUACCGUGUGGUGUCCACCUUUGGGGUUAUAUUUGACCCUGUGAAACAGCAGUUUGAUUGGAACCAAUUCCGAGCCUUUGCCAGACUUGACAAAAAGUCUGACGAGAGUUUGGAGAAAUACUUCAGCUGCUUUGUGGCCAUGUGCAGGCGGGUGUGCCGAAUGCCGGCCAAGCCUGAUGAUGAGCCGCCUGACCUCGCCUCAAUCAUAGAGCCUAUCACAGAGGAACGAGCAUCCAGGACUCUGUAUCGCAUCGAGCUCCUGCGGAAGAUCCGAGAGCAGGUCCUGCAUCACCCACAACUGAGUGAUAGGCUGAAGCUUUGCCAGCCCAGCCUGGACUUGCCUGAGUGGUGGGAGUGUGGACGGCAUGACAGAGACCUGCUGGUGGGUGCUGCUAAGCAUGGGGUCAGUCGGACAGACUACCACAUCCUCAAUGACCCUGAGUUGUCCUUCUUAGAUGCACACAAAAGCUUUGCUCAGAACCGUGGGGCUGGUACCAUCUCUUCUUUGAGUGCUCUGGCCGUGGGCUUUGGCCAGACUCCUCCAGUCAUUUCCUCGGCUCAUGCUCAGGAUGAGAAGGUGACGGAGCAGGUGGAAGGCAAGGUAGAGGAAUCUGAACCCUCACCUGUCAAAGAGAAGUCCAAUGGGAAAGAAGAGGAUGAGGUUGACAGUGGAGCCAAGGACAACAAGCAGGAAUGUGAGGCUGAGGCCAGUUCUGUUAAGAGUGAGCUCAAAGGGGCGGAGGGCAGUGCAGAGCCUGGGUCCAAGUCCAUCUCAGAGAAAGGCUCUGAAGAGGACGAGGAAGAAAAGCUGGAGGAUGAUGAUAAGUCUGAGGAGUCGUCCCAGCCUGAAGCAGGAGCUGUCUCUAGAGGGAAGAAUUUUGACGAAGAGAGCAAUGCUUCCUUGAGCACUGCUAGGGAUGAAACUCGGGAUGGAUUCUACAUCGAGGAUGGAGAGCCUUCAGUCGCUCAGCUGCUUCAUGAAAGAACAUUUGCCUUCUCCUUUUGGCCCAAGGACCGAGUAAUGAUAAACCGAUUAGACAACAUCUGUGAAGCCGUGCUGAAAGGCAAAUGGCCAGUAAAUCGGCGCCAGAUGUUUGAUUUCCAGGGCCUGGUCCCUGGUUACACGCCCUCCACCAUGGACAGCCCUCUACAGAAGAGGAGCUUUACUGAGCUCUCCAUGGUCAGCCAGGCCAGCAUUAGUGGAAGUGAGGAUGUCAGCACAUCUCCUCAGUUGUCCAAGGAAGAUGCCCUCAACUUGUCUGUCCCUCGCCAGCGGCGACGGCGGAGGCGAAAGGUUGAAAUAGAGGCCGAAAGAGCUGCCAAGAGGCGAAAUCUCAUGGAGAUGGUUGCCCAGCUGCGAGAGUCUCAGGUGGUCCCAGAAAAUGGACAAGAAAAAGUUGUGGAUUUAUCAAAGGCCUCAAGGGAAGCAACAAGUUCUACCUCAAAUUUUUCAUCUCCUACUUCAAAGUUUAUCUUGCCCAAUGUCUCGACACCAGUGUCUGAUGCCUUUAAGACUCAAAUGGAACUGCUCCAAGCAGGCCUUUCACGCACACCCACAAGGCAUCUACUCAAUGGCUCCCUGGUAGAUGGAGAGCCCCCCAUGAAGAGGAGACGGGGCAGGAGGAAAAACGUGGAGGGCCUCGACCUGCUUUUCAUGAGCCACAAGCGGACGGCAUUGAGUGCAGAGGAUGCUGAGGUGACCAAAGCUUUUGAAGACGAUAUAGAGACCCCUCCAAUAAGAAACAUUCCUUCUCCCGGACAACUGGACCCUGACACGCGGAUCCCUGUUAUAAAUCUUGAAGAUGGGACGAGGCUCGUGGGGGAAGAUGCUCCUAAGAACAAGGAUUUGGUUGACUGGCUGAAGCUGCAUCCUACUUACACUGUUGAUAUGCCGAGUUACGUACCAAAGAAUGCAGAUGUGCUGUUUUCCUCAUUUCAGAAACCGAAACAGAAACGACAUAGAUGUCGAAACCCUAAUAAAUUGGACAUAAACACUUUAACAGGCGAAGAAAGGGUUCCUGUUGUUAAUAAACGAAAUGGGAAGAAGAUGGGUGGAGCCAUGGCCCCUCCAAUGAAGGAUCUACCCAGGUGGCUGGAAGAGAAUCCUGAAUUUGCAGUUGCUCCAGACUGGACUGAUAUAGUUAAACAGUCUGGUUUUGUUCCCGAGUCCAUGUUUGAUCGUCUUCUCACUGGACCUGUGGUGCGGGGAGAAGGAGCGAGCAGGAGAGGACGAAGGCCCAAGAGCGAGAUUGCCCGGGCAGCCGCUGCGGCUGCUGCUGUGGCCUCCACUUCAGGGAUCAACCCUCUGUUAGUGAACAGCCUGUUUGCUGGGAUGGACCUGACGAGCCUUCAGAACCUCCAGAACCUCCAGUCCCUCCAGCUGGCAGGGCUCAUGGGCUUCCCUCCAGGACUGGCCACAGCUGCCACUGCUGGAGGCGAAGCUAAGAACCCUGCUGCCGUGCUGCCCCUGAUGCUGCCGGGGAUGGCAGGGCUGCCCAAUGUGUUUGGCCUGGGUGGGCUGCUCAACAACCCUCUCUCAGCUGCUACUGGAAACACCACUACUGCUUCAAGUCAAGGAGAACCGGAGGAUGGCACUUCAAAAGUGGAGGAGAAAGGAAAUGAGAACGAAGACGAGAACAAAGACUCCGAGAAAAGCACAGACACUGUUUCGGCCACUGACUCUGCAAACGGAUCUGUUGGUGCUGCUACUGCCCCUGCUGGAUUGCCCUCCAACCCACUGGCCUUUAACCCUUUCCUCCUGUCCACCAUGGCCCCAGGCCUCUUCUACCCAUCCAUGUUUCUACCUCCAGGACUGGGGGGAUUGACGCUGCCUGGCUUCCCAGCACUGGCAGGACUCCAGAAUGCCGUGGGUGCCGGAGAAGAGAAGACUGCUGACAAGGCCGAGGGAGGCCCCUGUAAAGAUGGAGAGACCCUGGAAGGCAGCGAUGCCGAGGAGAGCCUGGACAAGACUGCAGAGUCCUCUGUCUUAGAAGACGAGGUAGCACAGGGUGAAGAGCUGGACUCCCUCGAUGGGGGUGAUGAGAUAGAAAACCACGGAAACGACGAGUGACAGUACAGUUCCAGUGAAAGUGUUGCAAACUUUUGACAAGUGGUAGUCCUACUGUUUACACUCACAGUUAAUGUUCAUACCUAGUUUUAUAAGCUGUUCUGUAACAUAGUGUAGCAAAAAAAGGAAAAAAAAAAAAAGUCCAAGUCAUGUUAUGCAGGUGUGUCCGAAGGUAUCUUGGUCAUUAAGUAUUGUGCAGUGCAUUAUUUAUUAUCCCUAGGAGAGAUGAAAUUUAAGGUGAUCAUGUCUUUUUAAGGAAACCUACAUAAUGCUCUGCUUUCUUCUUUGGUACCGUUGGUAUUAUAAUAAAGAGCAGUUUGUAAUGGGGCAGCAUUAGUGGAAGGACGUGCUGCUCAGAGGAAGUAUGAAGUUAUAUAUUUAAUUUUUUAAUUUUAACUUUUAAUUUUUGCUGUGAAGGUCAAGAUGAAAUUUACCAUACAUAUCAUAACUUGCCCAUUCGUUUCCCUUUUUGACUGUAUGGGGUUCCCACACUUGCGCAUACACACACAUCCAUACACUCUGACAAUCUCCACGUUAGUGUGAACGCCUCUAUCCCGAGGCGCAGCAAUAAUAAGGCAGCUGUUGAAUGUGAAGGGUCCCUUUGGAAAAUUAACCUACUGGGAGGGUUCUUGCCAGACAGAACUGCAGUUCCAUUGUCUCGUGGUCCUUGUAAUGCACUGGUAUAAACAAAAUAAAUAGAAGAGUAAAUAAAAGAGAGAAGUGAGAAUCAGGUACCUUUUUUAAAUUAAAGGACUUUGUUACUUUAGCCACAAAGCUAAAACAGCAUUACCUCAGCUCUAAACUAGCCUUGAAGUUUACAGACAGGACUUUGUAAAUGUAUUGUUUUUCUUUGUUGUGAUGUCCUUUUAUUUUUUUCUUUGAAAACUGCUAUCAUGUAAGAUAAAAUUGUAAAUUGCUGCCAACUGUAGUAAUGAUGCUUUUAAUAAAAGUGACCCAUGAUAUGCAGAUGUAAUUAGAGAACGUAGUAUGUAGGGGAACUGGUGUUCACUCUAUUUUUUUGUAUUCAUAAUAGAUGCAGAUACAGCACUCUGGCUUUUGUACAGUUUGUCAAUAUAUCCUCUUAUACUAGACUAGCUGUUAGUAAUACACUAAACUGUCUUCAAGACGAGACGGAGAGGAAAACCUUGAAUUAUCUUCAUGUAAUUCCUUGCUAGAUAUCUCAAUAGACAGGCACACAAAAUCCUCCUACAACUCUCCCAAAAGGGCGUCUGAGACUAAGAAUACUUAAAAUGUGUGCAGCAUGUGAUAAUGUGGUAUACUGACGAACAAAAGGGCAAAAGAAAAAUGAGGCUUUAAUAGGCACACUAUCUAGGUCAUUUAUCCUUGGAUAAUGGGUAGAAAAGCACAAUGCCGUAGUGUCAGCAAGGGACACAAAGGCGCUCUGGUGUCCUGCAGACCAGAGCUUGAUGCCAGGAACCAGUGUGUGGAAAAACCCAUGUGGAACUAAAAUGGACCCACUUAAGCACGUGUGCACACACGUGCAUUCAUCCAGACUCAAGAGCUGAGUUUAUUGACCCCUUUGACUUUUAGAGUAAGAUUUAAAUCUAUUUUCUAUGUUGUUUGAACAGACAAACCCUAUUUCCAUCCAGCAAAAAAGAAGAGGAGGGUAUGAGGAUGAAAUUGUUGUGGUCUGCCACCUUCCUCCACACCUCCCCCAGUGCACACACAGGUCAGCCUCCACUCCACAUGUGACAGGACAGCUUGUCUAAAUUUCAUUUGUACAGUGAUAUUCAGCUGACUUCUAUCCAAGAUGAAAAUAUCCCCAUUACAAUUGUGGAAGAGAAACAACUUGGAACCACCAUUACUGUUAAAUCUGGAAAGUUAACUGGCCUGCAGGAAGUGCCUUAGAAUGUCUUCUGAAAUGGAUUUCUUUGAACAUGGAAAAUAAGACUAGACCUGCACAAAAUACAGGGAACUUGAAUAUUUAACUUUGGUAGGGAGAAUUCGUUUAAUAAAAUGCAUUAUAAAAGG